Messenger RNA from Anguilla anguilla (European eel), 1721 nucleotides. It is a transcript of the gene ebp, whose product is annotated as EBP cholestenol delta-isomerase. The record is from RefSeq and is a predicted model, not a curated record. Gene Ontology annotation, cellular component: endoplasmic reticulum; membrane. Gene Ontology annotation, biological process: cholesterol biosynthetic process. Bases 796 to 1500 code for a protein of 234 amino acids. Gene Ontology annotation, molecular function: C-8 sterol isomerase activity; cholestenol delta-isomerase activity; steroid Delta-isomerase activity. The transcript is spliced from 5 exons. NCBI's taxonomy places the organism in Eukaryota, Metazoa, Chordata, Actinopteri, Anguilliformes, Anguillidae.
AUCAUGGCGGGGAGGGGCGGUCUGUCAGGUAGGGGCGGGCUCUGAGUUAGCCCCCAGCUUGCUAAGUGUGCAAGAUAUCUUUCUAUAUCAGGGGCAUAUGUGGGCUUUUUGUUUUAAAAUGCACGUUUAUACGGUAUGUAUUGGAAUAGUGUGCCUUGGAAUAAGACCACGGCAAAAUAUUAUUUAAAAAAAACGCAAUGAUAUAUUGAUGAUUUCAUAAGUGAGAGCAAAUUACAACAGCCGGUUUGACGACAUAUAUGUUCCGAGAUGGGUAGCCAAUUGUUGAGGUGAAACACCUCGCGUGUAUUUUGCCUCUCUAAAUUCACACUGUGAUAGGAUAUUAUGUAGUCUUAUAUUUAAACUUCUAACCAAUGCAAUUUCACUGAUUUGGAACCCUCCACACCUACUGAAGUCUUCAUUGGUGUAUGUUCCAUGCGUUCACCUUUGGAGGCUUGCGAUUGGAGUACAUUGUAGUGGGCGUCUCGAAGAGCCAACCACCAAAAUAUCCGGAGUAGCAUACUGCAGCUAACAAGAAGUAAGUUAGCGUUUGAAUGAAAACUCAUGUAGUGGUUUGACUUUUCGCUCUUAAAUAAAUGUACUGUGCACGUUUUACAGGUUAGCUGAAAUUGCUGCGAACUGGAAAACCACUCGUCAAACAACUGUCAAUACUGAGAGGCAUUGCUCCUGAGACAUUUAUCUUGCCACAGUUUUUCAAACUGGAAAAACAUCACAAUUCUUAAUUUAACAUCUUAAAAAUUAAUUCGCCCCAUUCCAUUGCGAGCAUCCACAACAGAGAUGGAUAAAACGCCUUCAGUUGCUGAGAACCAGCACCCUUUUUGGCCUCAAGACCUGUCUAUCCCAAACUAUGUAGCUAAUGACCGCUCCAUGGUGGAAAUUCUCACCUUCCUGUUCUCUGUGUCGGGAAUGCUGUUGGUGGGGACCUGGGCACUGACUGGGCGGGAGGUGGCCGGGGGGAGGCUGACCGCUGCAAGAAGGCUGGUUCUGUGCUGGUUCACGGUGUGCGGGUUCAUCCACGGUGUCAUCGAGGGGUGGUUUUCCCUCUACUACCCCAUAAUCCCAUCUGACCAGAGCUUCCUCUCUCAGCUCUGGAAAGAAUAUUCAAAAGGAGACAGCAGAUAUGUAAUAGCUGACAACUUCACAGUAUGUAUGGAGACAGUGACUGCUAUGCUGUGGGGCCCUCUCAGUGUGUGGACUGUCCUGGCAUUUCUCUACAAUCGGCCCAACCGCUUCGUCCUACAGCUGAUCGUCUCCCUCGGUCAGCUAUAUGGUGCAGUACUGUACUUCUACACUGAACACCGGGAUGGUUAUGCCCACAGUCAGCUGGGACAUCCUUUAUACUUCUGGUUCUACUUUGUGUUCAUGAACACACUGUGGAUUGUCAUCCCCCUGCUCCUGAUCUGGGACUCCUGGUGCCAGCUCUCUGCAGCGCAGUCGGCCUCUGAUGCCGCUGUGGCUGGCGGCAAAACCAAGGAAGAGUAAAAAGGGAAUGUUGAUGGAGGAGAGGUGAGGACAGACAGACUGAGCGAUGGAGCAGGAAGAUGGGGGUGGACGGGGAGGUAAUGGUGUAGGGAGCGUACUGGCAACUGACAUUUUAGAGGAAAAAACAGCAAGAGAUGAACAAAUUUAUUCUGUUUCUCUUAUAAGUUAUUGCCACUGUUAUUUCCAUGUUAAUUAAACAUACACAGAUUUUAUGAAUUUAA